GAAAAGAAAAGAGAAAAAAAGACUUGGAGCUCCCAUCAACCACCAAUACAACUUGACAGGCAUCUGUCUUAAUAUCUAGCCGAACCCGAUCCUUGCCGAGUCUAACGAUAGUACUUGUACCAUACAACUGCCACAUACUCGACAUAUAUCACCUUCUCCAUAGAUCCAAUAUCCAGUAUUCAAUAUCCACCGGCGAAACAUCCUACUCCCUAAACUUACCAACCCCCAAUCCUCGCGACAAUACUUCAGACUUCCCUCAACAUGGCGAGUCAACAGAGCCCUCCUCCCCAUAUCGAUCGUUAUGUGGUAAUUCAUGUUGCGACGACCUGCGAUGAGCACGGAGUUUAUGUGACUAAGGAUUCUGCGGAGGUCAUCGAACUUGGUUGGAUUCUUCUGGAUGCUAAGUCCCUUGAUGAGAUCCAUCGAGAGAGUGUGUUAGUGAAGCCCAUCAACACACCGAUUACUCCUUUGUGCACCAGUCUUACAACCCUGACUUGGGAGCAUGUUCGAAAUGCCGGAACCUUCCGUGAUGCGGUGAAUCGGUUUGAUGCUUUCGCUUCCGAACAUCUGACGUCUCAGAACCUCGACUUUGUUUUUGUCACUCUGGAUGCUUGGGACCUUCGGGUACAACUCCCCCGAGAAGCUCGUGAUAAGGCGGUUGUGUUGCCGCCGUACCUUCAGCACUCGAGAACGUUCGAUCUGCGCACCGAAUACCAGCGAUGGCAGCAGCACCACCCUGAGUCUCUUCCUUUCGGCCCGUCGAUGCUAUCUAACAUAUGCGCCGCCCUUGAGGUAGAGCCUGUCCAAUCUAGUGCUCCUAUCAAGCAUAACCUCCCCUUUCACCUACAGGCACUUGCUCCAGCCUCGCCUCGACGUGCUAUGGAAGAAGCUGUCACGCUCGCCAGGGUCCUUCGUGGUCUAAUCCGAAAGUCUCAACCUCCUCAAGAACACCCGGAUGUUCUAACUCGUCCCAUGGAUGCACGAGCUGAUGUCCGCGCCUUCUUGUCAGAACGAAGCAAGGUUUUGCAUAUGUCUGGGCUCCCUCACGACACUACUCAGUCGGAACUCGAGAGUUGGUUUACCCAGUUUGGUGGUCGUCCCAUCGCCUUCUGGACCCUACGUACCCCGGAGCAGCAUAAACCGACGGGCACCGGAUUCGCCGUCUUCUCGUCUCACGAAGAGGCUGCUGAAAGCCUUUGCAUGAACGGCCGCGCGCUGAACGAGAAAGCCAUAGAGGUAUCUCCUUCUUCUAGCCGCGUACUCGACCGCGCCGCAGAAAUCCUUACGCCUUUCCCUCCCAGUAAGAACCGUCCCCGUCCCGGUGACUGGACCUGCCCUUCGUGUGGCUUUUCCAACUUCCAAAGACGGACGGCAUGCUUCCGCUGCUCUUUCCCGGCAGUCAGUGCAGGCCCGCAAGGCGAUAUGGGUUAUGGUUACGGCUACGGCCCCCCGGCAAUGAUGGGACCCCCGCCUCAUCACGGAGGUCACCAUGGUAACAUGGGUCAUGGAGGAGGACGAAUGGGUGGUAGUGGUGUCGUCCCCUUCCGAGCUGGAGACUGGAAAUGUGGCAAUGAGGUUUGCGGGUACCACAACUUCGCUAAGAAUGUGUGCUGUCUUCGAUGUGGUGCCAGCCGUGCUGGCGCUGCGGUGGUGGCUGACUCGGGAUAUCCUUCGCCAAUGGACAGCGGCUCUAGCUAUGGCAUGGGCUCCGGUUCGAUGGCUGGAACGCCGGGCCCGGGACCGUUCGCCUCGGCUACGGGUCCCUUUGGCGCAUCCGGCGGCUACGGUCAUCACUUUGGAGGACCGCCUAGCACCUACGCGCUGCCUUCGGGCAUCGGCGGAGGUGCGGCACCGUAUCCGUCUCUGAAUACUCAUUUCGGGCCCGGUCCCGGCUCUCAUUCAGCCGGCCCGUUCGAUAGCCGAGCUGCCGAAGCCGCCUUCCAGUCAGCCAGCAACGGCCCGGCCUCCGCAGGUCCGUCGAACAACUACUUCUCUUCCGCGUCGGAGAACGACCCAUUUGCGUUCCUCUCUUCCGGCAUCGGCGGGUUGUCUGUUAGCGGUGAUGCCCGCCAAAACGGUGCCGGUGCACCUUCAAACAAGUCCCCUGCUUAAUGAUGAAUCGAUUCCGAAUCAUCCGCUUGAACAGUGUCUGAAGACCAUCGGUAAUAUCAAUCUUGGCAAUACUUUUUCUCUCUGGACAUGCGACGGCACUUUCGAGGGAUGUUUGUUCACUUUGGAAGAUCCGGUAUAGGGGGGAGAUCACGCGAGAUACCUAGGGUUAGCAGGGUGUUUGUAGGGAAACGUUUUGUUUUUGAGAAGA
Annulohypoxylon truncatum is the source of this 2320-nucleotide messenger RNA. RefSeq lists its product as uncharacterized. Lineage: Eukaryota; Fungi; Ascomycota; Sordariomycetes; Xylariales; Hypoxylaceae. Bases 262 to 2112 code for a protein of 616 amino acids. The transcript has 4 exons. Gene Ontology annotation, molecular function: 3'-5'-RNA exonuclease activity; RNA binding. The record is from RefSeq and is a predicted model, not a curated record.